Messenger RNA from Pisolithus orientalis, 882 nucleotides. RefSeq lists its product as uncharacterized. The record is from RefSeq and is a predicted model, not a curated record. Bases 333 to 662 code for a protein of 109 amino acids. Lineage: Eukaryota; Fungi; Basidiomycota; Agaricomycetes; Boletales; Pisolithaceae. The transcript has 2 exons.
CUGGCGGCGUUCCGAGGGUACCAGUAGCAAGCACAGAACGUGCUUUUUGCUCGACUCGGAGCUGUCUCACACUGAAUAUCCUUGUCCCCGAGUUACUGAAUUCAAUCAGAUUCCGCUCAGCCGUUUGAAAUCGGUGGCGUACUGCAAUCGCGCAACCUUGGUUGCUUCAGUCGUGCGCAAUCCGAGCUCAGGUAGGGUGAACAUCCCGAAAGGUUGCUCACAUUUAUGCGGAAUGGCUGGACUUGUAAGGCUUUGGCUAGUGAUUAUUUGCUGUCGCUCGUGUAGGGACUAUUCUCUUGUUUUGGCUUUUCAUUUGUGUUUUGCCCACGACGAUGUUUGCUAUUAGAAGGGUGGCUUCGGGGCGUGUAACGAGGCUGUCAGCCAAGUCGAGUCCAUAUCAUACUGCGGUCACACUCUACGACGCACAGGACACCCCGGGGCCAUCCACGUGGCGUCGUCAGACUUGCCGUGCCAAACGGGAAAAUGUAGAGCUCAAUGACCAAGAAGGUUCAGAUGAUGCGCUCCCAGCAGCAGCCAAAAAGAAGGCGAAGGUCGUGAAGACAGCAACAUCAGUAGCAACGACAGAGACGAAGUCCAGGUCACCCAAGAAACCAAAAGUGAUAUGCCAGGGUUUAGACAUACCUCAUCUGGCCCUGGAGUGAUGGAAAGAGGCAUAGGAUGCAAUCAAGGAAAUGUGCUCAAGGAUAACUACUCCAGUGGAUAUGAUGGGUUGUGACCAGGCACAAUCAUCAGUAAAUCACUUUUGCUGGCCAGAGCUGUCCAGAGCUGUCCAGCACUGGACAGAUUCCCUAGGACUACCAGCUCACAAAGUGGUCUACUGAUGAUGGAAAGAACAAGACCCAAAGAACAGGUGCUUCACUA